Messenger RNA from Cotesia glomerata, 1582 nucleotides. RefSeq names its product DNA polymerase delta subunit 2-like. Gene Ontology annotation, molecular function: DNA binding. The record is from RefSeq and is a predicted model, not a curated record. Gene Ontology annotation, biological process: DNA strand elongation involved in DNA replication; DNA replication. The transcript is spliced from 5 exons. Gene Ontology annotation, cellular component: delta DNA polymerase complex. The coding region runs from base 80 to 1471 and encodes 463 amino acids. NCBI's taxonomy places the organism in Eukaryota, Metazoa, Arthropoda, Insecta, Hymenoptera, Braconidae.
UUUGACAGCCGGAUAAAAACAAAACAAAAAAUAUGAAUUUUUAUUAUUAUUGUAAUUGUAAGUAAUAAUAAUUAGAUUGAUGAGUGAGUUUAGUGCUAUGGACAAUGCCGAAAUUAAAAUUGAAAGAACAUCAAUUGAAUUUGAAGAUUUUAAAAAAUUUAUUAUUGGAGAUAGGAAAUUUGACAAGCAAUACUCCAAUAUUUAUAUCGCUCGGUUAAGAGCUUUAAAAAAUAUUUUAGAAAAUAAAUCCAAAGAAAAAUGGGGGCAAUAUCAAGUAAAAACAAUAUCUCAACUUGGUGAUGAUGACGACGAUGAAAGUAAAGCAGAAAAACUAGUCAUACUUAUAGGAAUUAUUUAUAAGCAUCAAGAAUUAAAGCCGUCUAUUUUAAAAGAGCUUAGUGAUGAACUUCAAUUAAUACCACAGUUAUCAAGGUCUAAUUAUUCAUCUGAAAAAGACCAAUUAUUUCUCGAAGAUGAAAUGCUGAGAGUUAAAUUAGUAGGCAGUGAUUUAAAUCAUAAAGAAAUGGUAACAGGAUUAAUUUGCGGUGUGUUAGGUUACCAGUCCAGUGGUGGAAUAUUUAACGUCAAGGAUUAUUGUGUACCAGGAAUUUGUCCUCAAGCUUCGGAAUGUUCUCCUCUAAUGUUUCCAUCAGAAGAUAAAAUUUUAAUUUUAUUACUAUCAGGGUUAGACUUAUCUGGCAAUCCGGACUCGUUGCACUAUCAACUUUUAAGUGAAUGGAUCAGUGGGAUGGCGGGAAAUAACCAAGUUCAAGAAAACUCAGCUUUUAUUGCGCAAGUGAUAAUAGCUGGAAACAGCAUAAAAGGUUCUGUCGAAACUUAUACACACAAAGGAUACGUGGACUCAAAAAAUAAAUUUACAGCUACUACAACGAAAACAAUACUAGCAACACGUAGAUUUGAUACUUUGCUAAGUGAAAUUGUCUCGACAUCAAAUGUCAUUCUAAUGCCUGGGCAAUUUGAUCCGUCAAAUCAUUCGAUACCGCAACAACCUUUUCAUCCCUCCAUUUUACCUCUUUCUUUCAGACGUAAAAAAAAUUUAAGGUAUAAAAGCUUGUAUGCCGCCACAAAUCCUUGGAUUGGAAAAAUCGGAAGUAGAAUUUUAGCAGGCUCGAGUGGUCAACCAAUAGAAGAUAUUAUGAAAGUAGCGAAUUUAAAUGAGUAUUCACCAAUUGAUUGGUUAGAAAAAUCAUUAUACUGGAGGCACUUUGCGCCAACAGCACCCGAUACACUUGCUGCCUACCCUUACGUUGAAACUGAUCCAUUUAUCAUGGACGAAUGUCCUGAUAUUUAUUUUGUUGGGAAUACUAAUGAGUAUGCAACAAAGUGUGUUACUGGUGAUCAAGGACAAACAGUUAGACUUAUUUGUAUUCCCAAGUUUUCAAAAACACACACUGCUGUUGUUGUAGAUUUAUUGUCUUUAGAUACUUGGCCGAUAACUUUUCAGAAUUAAUAAUAUUAUUAAUGAUUUUUUUUUUAAUAUUAUUUAAUGUUCGUAGAAAAUUGUCGGGUAAUUGUUUACAAGUGGGGUUAAAUUUAUUUUUGGCUAUAAAAAAUAGAUAAA